CCGGGAGAAAACAGGGAAGUGUUUUCAUAGCUAACACUUCCCCUUGGAAAACUGCUUCACAUAUUUGUUUUCCACUGAAGUUGUGAUAAAGUCAACCAGAAGAAUGACCAGCGGGCAGCAAAGACAAGGCUCAGGAAAUGGCUACCUUACUGACCAGGAGUCACUCAGAUUACGCCAGGUUUCCUCCCGAAUGUCCGGUCCAAUCUACCAUGAUGUGAACCGGAGCACAAGCUCUGCUGAGGAUGACAUGGGCGGUUCUGAGCUGAACCGAGAGAUCAGGAGCAACCCUUGGCACAUGGCUCAGAAAAGAACUAAAUGGCUGGAGCAACAAAAGCAGGUUCCUGCUCAGUUCAGUGGAGGGUCCUGGAAACACAAAAGGACCAAAUAUGUGCAUCAAUUCAAAAGCAAUGUCAGAGAGCUUCUUUACUUUUUGUCACUGUGGGGAAAAUCCUUGCAAAAGAUCGGAGGGAACUUUGGAGGUGGCGUCCAGUCUUACUUCUUCUUCCUCCGAUUCUUGGUGGUUCUUAAUUUUGUCUCCUUCCUGCUGAUUGGUGGAUUCGUCCUCAUCCCCAGCAUCGUGUUCAGAUCAGUGGGGACCAAUCUGGCCAGAAACACAGGUGAAGAGGAAUGUUUGAAGUAUAAUCCUAAUCCUGAAGGCUUGGUGGUCUUUUAUGAGUUCUUUCUUCAUUUGCUCUCAGGAACGGGAUUUAUGGAAUAUUCAUACAUGUUUUAUGGCUACUACAACAACACCAUGGUGGAGGACAGAAGCUUUUCCUACAACAUCCCCCUUGCCUAUCUGUUUACUGCUGUCUUCUACUUCGCCUUUUGUCUCAUAUGCAUCAUAGUGCGAAUGGGCAAAGUAGCUCGAGUUGCAGUGACAACCGGGGGCAGUGAUGUGAGCAACUACAGCAAGAUUGUCUUCACUGGGUGGGACUAUGGCUGCCUGGGAAGCAAAGCCACCAAUCUAAAACAGAGGAACAUCUACUACCGGCUGCAGGUGGAUCUGGAGGAGGAGCGCCUACAGAUGCAUGCAGCUUCCCUCAGUUUGUGCAACAAAGUAACUUUAUAUUCUCUGCGUGUUUUGAUGUUUCUUGUGGCAGUCGGGCUCCUCGUGGCAACCUUCUUUGCCAUCUUUUAUGCAACUAUAUUCAGCCAGGAGCAAAACAGCAAGGCGGAAGGGAUCCUGGCAUUGUUUUAUGAGUAUCUGCCAUCCAUCGUCAUCACCGCAGGGAACUUCUUGGUGCCUCUGCUGUGCGACCAAUUAGCUUUAAUAGAAAAAUACUCUCCCAGUGCUACUGUAGUACUGGCACUGUUAAGGGCAGUGAUCUUGCGUCUCGUCAGUCUAGCCAUCCUUCUCUACACUCUGUGGGGUCAGAUCACCUGCCAUGGAAACACAUACUAUAGAAACAUAACCGAGAGUAACACGACCGACUGUGAUCUGUGUCAAUACAACCACAGUGCUUACCCGUGCUGGGAAACAAAUGUGGGACAGGAGAUGUACAAGCUGACGCUGUUCGACCUCCUCGUGAACAUCGCUAUCCUUGUGCUGGUUGAAUUUCCACGCAGGAUGGUGGUUGACAACUGUUCCUGUAAAUUGUCUCAGUGGGUGGGUCGCCAGGAGUUUGGGGUUCCCUCCAACGUGCUCGGGCUUGUUUAUGGUCAGACUGUAGUCUGGACAGGAGCUCUCUUUUGCCCUCUGCUGCCACUCAUAAACACAGUCAAGUUUGUCAUCAUCUUUUACUGCAAGAAGAUCACACUUUUCAACAACUGCCGCCCAGCGAUGAGGACAUUUCGGUCCACCACCUCCACCUUCUUUUUUCUGGCGGUACUACUGUUUGGCUGGAUCCUAGCCUUGGUUGUCAUGAUUUAUAGUGUAGCUGUGAUCCAUCCAUCUCAAGCUUGUGGGCCUUUCCGCGUCUUCCCCAACAUGUGGCAGAUUGUUCCAAACUCGUUCUACAGUCUGUCUAGAGUAACACAAGAUUUUCUCUUUUUUAUUGGCUCGCAAGCUUUUUCUAUACCUCUUUUUGCCUUGUCAUGUGUGGUUAUGUGCUAUGUCAUAGCUUUAGCCUCUAUCUAUGGAAAAUCUGUUACAAUGCUGAGAACUCAGCUUAAAUUGGCAGCACAAGACAAGCAGUUCUUGGUAAAGCAGAUCAAGAAGAUGAAACACCUCACACCACAGAACAAUGAAGGAGAACAAGACUAGACUCAAUCUGUAAACCAUGUUUUGUGUUUAACACAGAUAAUCUAUCUAUCUAUCUAUCUAUCUAUCUAUCUAUCUAUCUAUCUAUCUAUCUAUCUAUCUAUCUAUCUAUCUAUCUAUCUAUCUAUCUAUCUAUCUAUCUAUCUAUCUAUCUAUCUAUCUAUCACUCUCUCUCUCUCUGUCUGUCUGUCUGUCUGUCUUGUUAGUCUCUCUUUAUCUUUGCCAUGUAUUUAUUAAACAAAUGCAUUUUAAUUCCUUUUUAGAAACUAUUUACCUUUAGCUUUCCUUUUACAUUUUCCAUACCAUUUGCUAAUAAUACACUUUGAAAUAAAAAAAAGGUAUUUUAUUUAAAGAAACUGUUAAAAAUAUAGACAAAAUGCAAAGGAAGAGAGGCACACAAAUCAAAACAAAAAAAUAUAUAAAUUAACAUGUCUAAAAUGUUUGCUUGACAUAUUAAUGAAUUGUGAUAUUAAACUAUGUUGAACAACAGCUAAAAAAUAAACUCAUUAAACAAAAA
Girardinichthys multiradiatus is the source of this 2717-nucleotide messenger RNA. RefSeq names its product transmembrane channel-like 4 (gene tmc4). Gene Ontology annotation, molecular function: mechanosensitive monoatomic ion channel activity. The record is from RefSeq and is a predicted model, not a curated record. NCBI's taxonomy places the organism in Eukaryota, Metazoa, Chordata, Actinopteri, Cyprinodontiformes, Goodeidae. The transcript is spliced from 16 exons. Gene Ontology annotation, cellular component: plasma membrane. Bases 104 to 2203 code for a protein of 699 amino acids.